Rubroshorea leprosula is the source of this 1740-nucleotide messenger RNA. NCBI's taxonomy places the organism in Eukaryota, Viridiplantae, Streptophyta, Magnoliopsida, Malvales, Dipterocarpaceae. The record is from the annotation of a GenBank genome assembly.
CCACUCUCUCGCUCUCUUCCACCCUCAAAAUGCUGAUCAGAUCCACCUCUCAUCUGCCGGCCAUUCUUUUCUUGCUCUUUGCAGCUGCCUCUCUUGUCUGUUCGUCUACACCACCUGCUCAAGAGCUUCUCAGAGGUUUUACAGCAACACCGGACCCUUCAGUUUCAUCAUUCCAGUCUCUCCUCCAGGAUUCCACGGGCAAUUUCUCACUUGGUUUCCUCCGACUCAACUCCAACCAACUCGCUCUCGCUGUCCUUCAUGUCCCCUCGAAUGAACCCAUCUGGCUCGCCAAUCUGAACCAGCUGGUUCGCUGGUCAGACCGCACACAACUCCUCUUCAAUGGCAGUCUCGUAAUUUCUGACCCGAUUACGAAGGUGUUUUGGUCUACCGAGACGGAUGGCAACCGUGUCGUGCUUCUCAACUCUUCCAAUUUACAAAUACAGAAUUCCAACGCCUCCCCGACUGUACCGUGGCAGAGUUUUGAUUUUCCCACAAAUACGGUCGUCGAGAAUCAAAACUUCACAUCUACCAUGUCUCUUGUUUCUUCAAAUGGGUUGUACUCCAUGAGGCUUGGGAACAAUUUCAUCGGUUUAUACGCAAAAUUCGAAGCAGACACAGAGCUAUUCUACUGGAGACACAGGGCGCUAGAGGCCAAAGCAAAUAUUGUUGAAGGCGGCGGACCCAUUUAUGUCCGAGUCGACCCCGAUGGCUACCUGGGUAUGUACCAAAACGGAAGCACGCCCGUCGACGUAGAAGCCUUUAGCAGCUUUCAACGGAACAACAACGGGUUCCUCAUGGUCCGGUUGGAACCGGACGGAAAUCUCAAAGGGUACUACUGGGACGGGUCCACCUGGGUCUUAGAUUACCAGGCGAUUUCCGACCCGUGCGAGUUGCCCAGCCCCUGUGGUCCGUACAGUUUGUGCACGCCCGGAUCGGGUUGCUCCUGUUUGGAUAACAGGACGGAGAUUUCCUCCGGCAGGUGCGACGCUUCGUAUCCCGACAACCUGUGCGGCGUCGAUGGUGGAGAAUCCGCAAACAACUUCAACGUUUUGAGGAAGAACGGCGUCGAGUUACCGUUUAAAGAGUUAAUAACCUACCAAACGACGUCGUCUCAAGCCGAAUGCGAAGGCUUAUGCGAGAGGAACUGUAGCUGUUAUGGUUCGGUGUACAACAAUGGAUCCAGGUUCUGUUAUUUAGUGGAUUACCCGAUCCAAUCUCUGUUGAGUGACGGUGAUGAGAGUAAAAUGGGGUAUAUUAAAAUAAGCGAGAGUGCAAGGAAGAAGAAAAUAACGGCGGGUCUAGGAGUGGGGAUCGGACUAUUAGGUGGGGCCAUGGUGUGCCUGAUUGCGGCGGUCGGGGUGGGGAGUUACAGGAUGUGGAGGAGGCGGCGACGGGUUAAAAGGAUGUUGGAGGAGGAAGACGGGGGUGCUAUACCCGGGCCGUAUAAGAAUCUUGGGUCGGGAAGCUCUAGGUCGAUUGAGAUGACGUAAGGGAUGACAUUUUUGGCAAGGUUUGGGGUUUGACUCACUUUUGUUGGGUUACGUAACUUAUAUUAGUGGUAGUAGGGUCAUCUAACCUUUUACUACUAGGACUAUAUUUUUUAUUUUUAGUGACGAAGGUGGAGACAACCAAAUCUAAUGUUUCAUUUUUGGGCGGUUUGUAUUCCAUAGAUGAUAGUCGGUUUACGUGCACCGAUAGGGCAUGCUUUUUGUCACACCAUAAUAUACGAAGGUGACAUAA